UAACAUGUGUUUCAGCAUGCCCAACGAGGACGUGGAGAGAAUGCUGCUAGGCAACAAGUGUGACAUGGAGGACAAGAGGGUGGUACCAAAAAGCCAAGGGAGAGCAGAUUGCCAAGAACAUGGUAUUAGGUUUUUUGAGACGAGUGCCAAGGCCAACAUCAGCAUCGAGAAGGCUUUCCUCACGCUAGCAGAAGACAUCCUCAGAAAGACGCCCGUCAAAGAGCCCAACAGUGAAAACGUGGACAUCAGCGGUGGGAGUGGAGUCACAGGAUGGAAGAGCAAGUGCUGCAGUUAGAAUAGAACAGCCCU
Messenger RNA from Salvelinus sp. IW2-2015, 309 nucleotides. Its product is annotated as ras-related protein Rab-10-like. Gene Ontology annotation, cellular component: Golgi apparatus; recycling endosome; insulin-responsive compartment. Lineage: Eukaryota; Metazoa; Chordata; Actinopteri; Salmoniformes; Salmonidae. Gene Ontology annotation, biological process: cellular response to insulin stimulus. The record is from RefSeq and is a predicted model, not a curated record. Gene Ontology annotation, molecular function: GTP binding; GTPase activity.